This is a messenger RNA of Mandrillus leucophaeus (drill), 7207 nucleotides long. RefSeq names its product transmembrane and tetratricopeptide repeat containing 3 (gene TMTC3). The transcript has 14 exons. NCBI's taxonomy places the organism in Eukaryota, Metazoa, Chordata, Mammalia, Primates, Cercopithecidae. The record is from RefSeq and is a predicted model, not a curated record. Gene Ontology annotation, biological process: protein O-linked glycosylation via mannose. Gene Ontology annotation, molecular function: protein binding; mannosyltransferase activity. The coding region runs from base 220 to 2964 and encodes 914 amino acids. Gene Ontology annotation, cellular component: endoplasmic reticulum.
UGCAACGCGGAAGGCUGCGACAGUACCGGGGCGGCGGGGAAGGACCGAGAGGCGGGAGGCGCAGCGGCUGAGGCGCCUACGAGCUGGUGGCCUGAACGAGGUAGACCAUGACUGUGGCUUUAGUGGCGUCACUCGCUGGGCCGCUCUUCAUGAGGUUUUCCUAAGCCAUCCCCUGCCGGAACCGCUUCCAGUUUUCGUCCAGAAGUGCUUAUAGAAAAGAUGGCUGACAUUAACCUAAAAGAAAUAACCUUAAUAGUAGGUGUGGUUGCUGCCUGCUAUUGGAACAGCCUCUUUUGUGGUUUUGUUUUUGAUGAUGUUUCAGCAAUACUGGAUAACAAAGACUUGCAUCCAUCUACACCUUUAAAAACUUUAUUUCAAAAUGACUUCUGGGGAACCCCUAUGUCUGAGGAGAGAAGCCACAAGUCUUACCGUCCCUUAACAGUAUUGACAUUUCGCUUAAAUUAUUUGUUAAGUGAACUAAAACCAAUGUCAUAUCAUCUCCUGAAUAUGAUUUUUCAUGCUGUGGUUAGUGUGAUAUUUCUCAAAGUAUGCAGACUUUUUCUGGACAACAAGAGUAGUGUGAUUGCUUCUUUACUUUUUGCAGUGCACCCAAUACACACAGAAGCAGUAACGGGAGUUGUUGGAAGAGCAGAACUUUUGUCAUCUAUCUUUUUUCUAGCAGCUUUUUUAUCAUAUACCAGAUCAAAAGGACCAGACAAUUCCAUAGUGUGGACUCCAAUUGCAUUGACAGUGUUUUUAGUGGCUGUUGCAACAUUAUGUAAAGAACAAGGAAUAACAGUUGUAGGAAUUUGCUGUGUGUAUGAAGUGUUUAUUGCCCAGGGGUAUACUUUGCCAUUAUUAUGUACUACUACUGGACAGUUUCUCCGUGGAAAGGGUAGCAUUCCAUUUUCUAUGCUACAGACAUUAGUAAAACUCAUUGUCUUGAUGUUCAGUACGUUAUUACUUGUUGUAAUUAGAGUCCAGGUUAUUCAAUCCCAACUUCCAGUAUUCACCAGGUUUGAUAACCCAGCUGCUGUAAGCCCAACUCCUACAAGGCAACUGACUUUUAACUACCUCCUUCCUGUGAAUGCUUGGCUUUUAUUAAAUCCUUCGGAGCUCUGCUGUGAUUGGACCAUGGGAACAAUACCACUUAUAGAGUCGUUACUAGAUAUUCGAAAUCUGGCCACAUUUACUUUCUUUUGUUUUCUGGGGACUUUGGGAGUAUUCAGUCUCAGAUACUCUGGUGAUUCCUCCAAGACUGUUUUAAUGGCGCUUUGUUUAAUGGCAUUACCAUUUAUUCCUGCAUCGAACCUUUUUUUUCCAGUUGGAUUUGUUGUUGCCGAGCGAGUAUUAUAUGUUCCCAGCAUGGGAUUCUGUAUUUUGGUAGCCCAUGGAUGGCAGAAAAUAUCAACAAAAAGUGUGUUUAAAAAGCUAUCCUGGAUUUGUCUGUCUAUGGUGAUACUCACUCAUUCCUUGAAAACAUUCCACAGAAAUUGGGAUUGGGAAUCGGAAUAUACUUUGUUUAUGUCAGCCUUGAAGGUAAAUAAAAAUAAUGCCAAACUAUGGAAUAAUGUGGGUCAUGCUCUGGAAAAUGAAAAGAACUUUGAGAGAGCUUUGAAAUACUUCCUACAGGCUACCCAUGUUCAGCCAGAUGAUAUUGGUGCCCAUAUGAAUGUAGGAAGAACUUAUAAAAAUUUAAAUAGAACCAAAGAAGCUGAAGAAUCUUACAUGAUGGCUAAAUCACUGAUGCCUCAAAUUAUUCCUGGUAAAAAAUAUGCAGCCAGAAUUGCCCCUAACCACCUAAAUGUUUAUAUCAAUCUGGCUAACCUGAUCCGAGCAAACGAGUCCCGACUGGAAGAAGCAGAUCAGCUGUACCGUCAAGCAAUAAGCAUGAGGCCCGACUUCAAGCAGGCUUACAUUAGCAGAGGAGAAUUGCUUUUAAAAAUGAAUAAACCUCUUAAAGCAAAGGAAGCAUAUCUUAAAGCACUAGAGCUGGACAGAAAUAAUGCAGAUCUUUGGUACAACUUGGCAAUUGUAUAUAUUGAACUUAAAGAACCAAAUGAAGCCCUAAAAAACUUUAAUCGUGCUCUGGAACUAAAUCCAAAGCAUAAACUAGCAUUAUUCAACUCUGCUAUACUAAUGCAAGAAUCAGGUGAGGUUAAACUCAGACCUGAAGCUAGAAAACGACUUCUGAGCUAUAUAAAUGAAGAGCCACUAGAUGCUAAUGGCUAUUUCAAUUUGGGAAUGCUUGCCAUGGAUGACAAAAAGGACAAUGAAGCAGAAGUUUGGAUGAAGAAAGCCAUAAAGUUACAAGCUGACUUCCGAAGUGCUUUGUUUAAUCUGGCUCUCCUGUAUUCCCAGACUUCAAAGGAAUUAAAGGCUUUGCCAAUUUUGGAAGAGUUACUCAGAUACUACCCUGAUCAUAUCAAGGGCCUCAUUUUAAAAGGAGACAUUCUGAUGAAUCAAAAGAAAGAUAUACUAGGAGCAAAAAAAUGUUUUGAAAGGAUUUUGGAGAUGGAUCCAAGCAAUGUGCAAGGAAAACACAAUCUUUGUGUUGUUUAUUUUGAAGAAAAAGACUUAUUAAAAGCUGAAAGAUGCCUUCUUGAAACAUUGGCAUUAGCACCACAUGAAGAAUAUAUUCAGCGCCAUUUGAAUAUAGUCAGGGAUAAGAUUUCCUCAUCUAGUUUUAUACAGCCAAUAUUCCCAACCAGUAAGAUUUCAAGUGUAGAAGGACAGAAAAUUCCAACUGAAAGUGUAAAGGAGAGUAGAGGUGAAUCCAGACAAACACAAAUAGUAAAAACAAAUGAUAAUAAAAGUCAGUCUAAAUCCAACAAACAAUUAGGAAAAGAUAGAGACGAAGAGACCCCCCACAAAACAACAAAAGAUAUCAAAGAAAUUGAGAAGAAAAGAGUUGCUGCUUUAAAAAGACUAGAAGAGAUUGAGCGUAUUUUAAAUGGUGAAUAGCACUAAUAUUUAUUGUGACAAUGGUAUCAAAGAACAUCAAUCCAUAUCAUGUGAUUGCUUUUACUGGGAGCUUUGAAAAAAAGUUCAAGGGUUCCUAAUAGCCAAUCAUGAGCUGCCUUGAAGUAGGAUCAAAAUAAGAUUUUCAUUAAAGACCUGUAUUAUCCCAGGAUGUAUAUUAUAUAUCGCUGUUUUCAGAGUUUGGGUGAAUAUAGCAGAAAUAUUACAGUGAAAGUGACAAAUGUACAACUUUUAUUAUAGAAAGAAGGUGUUUCUGGCAGUGUAAUCUUUACUGCUCUCAAUUAAAAAUAAUUUUGAGGCCUGAAUGAUAAUCCCUUGAGGACAAAUCCAACAUAUGCUGGUUUAUUCUGUUAAUUCCCAUUUAUUCGCCUACUUCAUUUUUCUUGCACCUCUUAGAAUCUAUGAAUUGAAAACACUUAUCGAACACUUUUUUUAAAGUAAUUCUGUUUAAUCAAGGGAUUUGCACUACAAAAGAAUACUGGCUUUUUUUUUAUGUUGAAUUCCUUAGUUGAGUUUUAGAAGGAAUGCUGGAUGAAACAUUUUAAAAUAAGUCAUGACAUGUUAGCUUGAGAAUGUAUUUUCAUAACUGUAUACUUGUUUUUAACUUUAAAUGCAGUUUUUAAUCAGGUAAAGUUUGACAUAUAGCUACGUACACACAUUUUUAAUGGUGCUCAUAUAUACUGUACUUUUUGUUGUUUGAUUUUACUUAUUGAGAGUGUCACAACAUGACUCACAUAAUCAUGAUUUUUUUUUACUUUUACUCCCCAAACUAUUCAUGUUUCUUUAGGUCGUAGUCAUUGAGAAGUCCCAGUAACUCUAAACUUUUGAGGUAUAACAUAGUAAACUUCUCUUUCAUCUUUGUGUUAGCUCUCUAGUCUUAACUUGAAUUUUAAUUUUUCUGUUUCCAAAGUCACAAUUUAAUUAUUCUUAGAUACCUUAAGCCACUGAAUUCAGUUCUGUUUGACUGAAAGCAAAACAAUGUGACAGUUUAUUUUCAGACACUAACUUCUUGAUAUUUUGUUAUGGUAUAUCUUUUUAUUACAUAUUUAUUUUGACUACUGAGCUUUCGUAAAAUAUUUGAAGCUAUUUUAAUCAUCAAGUAUGGGAAACAAAUUGUUAUUGCAUUUUCCUAUAUAUGCAUAUAUUAUGGUUUAACCAGAAUUGUAUCAUUUUUGGCCUAUUGUCUAGCUAUAAAAGAUAAUUAGCCUACUAUAGUAUUAAUAAACUUUUCAGUUGGUUUGGGAAAAUUUAAACCUGAAAAAUAGGUUAAAAAGUAGUUACAAAUUAAACUUACUAAUUUAAACCUGAUUUUUUUUUCUUGAAUUAAAAUACAUUUUAAAUGAGCUUUAUAAUACCUUAAAAAGUUGGUUCUAAUUUAAAAUAUGAAAGCUCUGGCUAUCAUCCUGGGAUAGUAAUUUAUAAUUAAGUAGUAUUUCAAAAACUAUAUAAUUUUUAAUUCCUUCGAGAUAACUAAUUUCUAAUUAUAUGUUUCAAAAACCAUAUUCCUGUAAUUUUUUUAAGAAUUGUUUUAUAAAUAGGCCAUAAGAUACAAGGUCUGCAUUAAAAACCCACUUUUACUAGGUUCCCUAAGGAUCUGCCAUAGAUCUUUUUUUUUUUUUUUUUUUUCCAGGUAGUUUAAAGCAAGCACUGAUACCAGUGGGAGUUGGUCUUGAUCUAGGAGACUCUGUUAAGCAUCCAAACAAUGCCUAAUUUCAGUUCUUAGGUUAUGGGUGUGACUCCAGAUAAAAGAUGUGGAGAAUACCUCAUGUACUAUGACUUGAAAAUGAAAUCUUAAAAUUCUUAUGCUCUCUCCAUAUAUCUUAAGGAAAAGUUUCUGGGUGUGAUUUAUUUUGCCAUAGUAUCAAGUGGAGGGUGGUUCAGAAAAGUAAAAGGAAAUCUUUUGUGACAGCAGACUAUAAUAGAAGUUUGAGUAAUAUUUUAAUAAAUUUAUAUAAUUAUUCAAAUGAUAAAAUGUAUUAAUGUUAUCCAAUGAUUUAUAUUAAAAAAUUACCUUAUUAACACUUAGAACUGUGCCUAUUACAUAAAAAGUGCUCAUAUAUUUGAAUUUUAAAUUAUUUACUUAAAUCAAGACCACCAUAAGUAAUUCAUAAUUUAAUAAUUGUUUUAAAUCAGUGGUUUUCAACCCUCACUUCAUAUUAGAAUCAUAUGAGGACUUUUCAUACAGAAUCCAUCUCAUAACAAUUAAGUCUAAAUUUCUGGAAGAUGGAGCCAUGCUUGUUUUUUGAGUGGAUUCUAAUUUGUAGUCAGAGUUGGAGACCACUGCUCUAAAUUAAUUCAGGGAAAUCCUUUUAUUUCUCCCAUGUUAACGUUUAAAAUUCGUAAUGUACCCAGUUAAGUUUUAAUGGUUUAAAUUCCACUAAAGAACAUGUUCUUCUAAUAAUUAGCAUUUGUUACAUGAAAUUUAAGAGCUUAAGUUUCAUCAAACUAGCCCUUGUGUAAGAUUAUUAUUUCUUAUCUGUAACUUCAAAAUAGAUGUUUCAUUCAAACUAUUGAGGUGAGAAAAGGUAAUGGAUUUUUUUUUUCCUCUGGAGCUGCCUGUUCGGAGAGAUGGAGGAGGUGGGCACAUAUAAGGUCAAUUCAGUAACUUAUGGUUCAGAGUUCUGAUCAUAUGUAAGUCUGGAAAAGAAAGCUUAUCACAGGUUUGUAUGCUGGUGAAUGGAUAGAGUUUUAAUUCUCACUGUCUCAAAAGAGAAUCAGCUCUCCAGCAGUUCUAGAAAAGCUUUGACAAUCCCCAAAGGGCAGUGUUACCUUACUCCUUCACUGCUUCUUAGGAGGUAGAAUUAAGUUUCUGGAAUUACACCUAUAUGUUUUCUUAUUAACAUUCAGAAUUGGGAAUAUUAAUUUUUGCAGUGAGUAGUUUUCUGAAAUUGGUAACUUGGAGAGUAAAAUAAUGUAUUUUGCUUUUCAAUUUUGUGUUUACUUUUAUGUAAAAAUUUUGGUAUGUGAAUUACACAGUUCUAAUAAAACCUCAUGUCUUUUCAUUACAUCUAAUUUGAACUCACAACUUCAUGUUACAGAAUGCUUCUUUAAAGAUGCUUUAAUGAAAAGUAUUAAGAAAAUAUAUAGAUUUGUAUGUCAAUUUAUACUUCAGAAAUCCAUAUAUUUGUCAUAUUUAUUUUUUUAGAAACCUCCUAAUUGGAUAAGUAGAUGGUAUUUAAAAUGAAUGCCCAAAAAUCUCUUGUAUCUUUGUCCAGAAGUUUAUCUGUUGGAAGCUGUCAGCCAUUCAUGUAGAGAGUUUAUAAGAAAAGAAUUUAAAAUUGUAUGCAUUUUAUAUUACUAUAGUAUCUGUGUACCAUAUUUCUAAAUAUUCAUUAUUAAAUUGGUACUUCUUAAAAACAUAACCUGGCUUGCCUUUUAGUGUUAAAAAAAUACAAUAUUGUAUAUACAGAAAUUUCUUCCUUUAUGAAGAAGAGCUGACAUGUAUCAUAAUUUAUUUGCAGUGAUCUGAGAAAGACCUUAAAUAAGUUUCUGAGAGUGAUACAUUUUCAAACAUGAGUGACAACAAUCAAAUUAAGAAAAGGAAACAAUUCAGACUUAGAAUUUUAUAGGAAUUUCAUUUCUAUAUCAGCCUGGUAUUGCCUCUGGCAUAACUUAGAGGAAAUUGUUCUACCUAUAUGUCCUCAGUUUCUUCAUCUACAAGUUGGGAAAAACAUUUUCCUCUUAAAGUUAUGAAGAGGAUUUAUAUAUUUAUAUGAUAUAUUGUAUCUAUUAAUAUAUUUAAAUUGCUUAGAGUUUCUAGCACAUAGCACAUAAUAAAUAUUAGUUAUUAGUAUAAACACAAGGCUUAAAGUUUUGGAUUUGAUCCAUAUGACUUAAUUUGUAUUUGUGCUAGUAGCUGUAAUGUUAGUGACAGGAUAGCAAGCAAACGAUUAGAAAUCUAAUAGUAAUGCUUGUUCCUUAGCUAUCUAUGCUAACAAGUACAUAGAUGAUAGCCUAAAAUUAAAUCAUACUUAAUAAAUUAAGCUAAAAUGCAUAACUGAGAUACCUUAAAAUUGUACUACCUUGUGCUGUUCACUGCCAUCGGGGAGGUAGCAUAAAACGAAAGAUAAAGUCUGAAGACUGGAUCCAGGCAAAUUCGUGUUCUUUGUAACUCACUUUCUUCAUCAACAUUUCUGUGACUCAAUGGAUAGCAUAUUUCGAUCAGGUAGCACGUAUAACGUGAUGCUUUCAUGUUUCUGCCUUAAAUAAAAUAACCCUCAAAAAA